Messenger RNA from Microstroma glucosiphilum, 782 nucleotides. Its product is annotated as TBCA-domain-containing protein. The record is from RefSeq and is a predicted model, not a curated record. Gene Ontology annotation, molecular function: beta-tubulin binding. Gene Ontology annotation, cellular component: cytosol; microtubule cytoskeleton. Lineage: Eukaryota; Fungi; Basidiomycota; Exobasidiomycetes; Microstromatales; Microstromataceae. Gene Ontology annotation, biological process: tubulin complex assembly; post-chaperonin tubulin folding pathway. The transcript is spliced from 4 exons. Bases 25 to 378 code for a protein of 117 amino acids.
CUCAUAUACCCCUACGCUGCAACCAUGGGAGACGAGGUAGCCAUCAAGCGUCAGCUGAACAUCAAAACAGGCGUAGUCAAACGUCUGACAAAGGAGACUGGCAUGUACGUAAAGGAAGCUCAAGAGCAGCAGACUAAGCUGGACAAGGCGACAGCAGAAGGUCAAGAUGAGUGGGAUGUGAAAAAUCAGCAACGAAUCCUUCAAGAUUGCGCUCAGAUGAUUCCAGACAGUCAAAGGAGGCUGGAAGCCGCUGUAGAGGAUCUGGAGAUCUACUUGGAGGGGCUCGACUCGGACUUGGUAGAGUCAGAGGAGGCAAAGGGAGCUCAAGAGGCAGUCAAGCUGGCAAAGGCCUCAUCAUCAACCGACGCGGCUGCUUGAGCUUCAGCAGAGGAGUCAGGGAUGGAUAAGGCGGGAUGAGUUGUGGAUGUACGCAGCAGUAGGUCUUUCGCCAGGGCUCCAAGGAGUACAGUCCAUUGUCAAUCAUACCACGAACAGUAGCAUGCUGUGGACCAAGAACGCAUGGUUUUGCGGAGUCUUCGCUUCGAUAGGUACGACAAGAGCUACCUCAGACCCGGCAGUCCCUCUGACUCCCCUGAUUUUGGGCUACCUCGGCAAAGUCCCCUCGAGCCAUCGCAUCUUUACUCUUCCGCUUGAGAACUGAUCUUGUCUCGAAUGUCCUUCCAUUGCUUCUGUGAGAGUGAGGGAGCCACGGAAGGAUCAGCAGAAGUCGUCAGUCAUCGAGUUGCUCCGUCGUCUCCUCUUGCAAUUUGAGCCUCUCAGAC